Erinaceus europaeus (western European hedgehog) is the source of this 5370-nucleotide messenger RNA. RefSeq names its product maestro heat like repeat family member 2A (gene MROH2A). Bases 189 to 5192 code for a protein of 1667 amino acids. NCBI's taxonomy places the organism in Eukaryota, Metazoa, Chordata, Mammalia, Eulipotyphla, Erinaceidae. The record is from RefSeq and is a predicted model, not a curated record. The transcript is spliced from 42 exons. Gene Ontology annotation, cellular component: cytoplasm.
CCCUUCCAGGAGACCCAUUCCUCAUCUCUGUUAGAAUGGAGGGACCCAGCAGGUAUCUCUUCUCUGACAGCCCAUCCAUCUGGUGUUCACCUCCCCGCUGAUGUAUAUAAGGCUAAGGACAGACCUUUGUCUUGUGGUAGAUUUUUGCUCCAUCCAGGAGUGGGUUCUGAAAAAAGUGUGAGGAAGAUAUGGCAGAAAUAGCACCCAAAGAGUCCUGUGAGGGCCCACUUGAGGAAACAGAGCAACCAGGACCCCCGGAACCAGAUGAUGGGGGCAUCUUCCAGCAAGUCAACAACCUCCUCAACAUCAUGGAGAACUCAACGGUGAGGCCGGACAUGGUAGGGGCGGGCCCCGACAUGCGGAAGACACUGGCCUCGGUGAUCAUCAUGGAGAAGGCCACCAGAGAGCCGUCGGUAGUGCUGAGAACCCUCACCCACUGCCUGAAGGUGCCAGAGAUCUCCACCCAACGCAAGGUCAACAUUUACAACACCCUCCAGGAGAUCAUCCAGCAGGAGGGAGAGCUGGAUGAGAAGUGUGUUCAGAACCUGGUCUCUGUCGCCUCCCAGGAGAUGAGGGAGGUCUUGGAGACAGAGGGCUAUGUGCAGGCAGAGGCAGCCAGCGACACAUUGGUGGCUCUGUCCCGAAACCACUUCAGCCUGGUCAUGUAUGAGCUGCAGCACCACCUUAAGCCCCUCCACCUCGCCGAGGAAUUUAUCAUUGUCACCCUGGCCAAGUUGGCCAAUGGCAACGUGUUUGAGUUCAUGCCUUACAUGGGCAUCACUCUGGUCACCAUAUUCACCAUGCUGAGACUCGCCAAUGAAGCCAAGAUGCGCCAGGUCAUCUGUGGGGCCAUGGAGACCUUCUGCGAGACAGUGCAGUUUUAUCUGCGGCACCUGGACGACAGCGUGUACCCCGUGAUGGCCGAGGACCAGUUCGCCUCCAAGCUCUUCCCCAUGUACCGCCACUUCAUCACCGUGUGGCUAAGGAGCCAGGACCUCGAGGUGAAGCUGGGUGUCAUCAAGGCGCUGAAGCCCAUGCUGAGCCUCCUGCUGCCCAGCGACGACCUCCGGGUGCAGGUAUACGACUACAUCCCGCUGCUGCUGGCCCAGUACCAGGCUGGCCUGGAGGCCCUGUUCAUCACACAGAUCUUGAGGCAGAUCUUGGAAGUGUCAGUGGCCACCGAGACGCCCAUACCCGCCAUGCAGCUGCACACCAUUUUCACCGAGCUGCACGUCCAGGUGUGUGCCAGGACCCCUGCUCAGCAGCAGCACAGCGGCCAGAACCUCACAGAGAUCGUGCACUGCUUCAUCGCCUUGGCCCGCUGCUACCCCAAGGAGCUGAUGAAGUUUUUCCACAGCCAGAUGGAGCUGAGCAACGAGGCCACCCGGGUGGGAACCCUGACCCUGAUUAGGGCAGUGGUGAGCGCAGAGCCCAAGAUGAAUGGCCGCACCGUGUACCUGGCCAUCCGAGUGGUGAAGAGCACAAUCUCAGACACCCGGUCCAAGGUGAGGAUGGCCAUUCUCCGCAUCAUCGGCCAGCUGGCUCUGUGUGGCUUCCAGGACCGGAUCAGGGGCUGGGGCCUUAAGUACCUGUCUGUGCAGUUGACCCUGUCCACUUACAAGCUGGCAAAUCGCCGGGACCACUUCUACCAGAGGGACUUGGAGGAAAAGAUGGUCCACAAGGUCACCAUGGACACUGUGAAGAUCAUCACGUCCUCUGUCAGCAGGAUGACCAGCGAUUUCUGGGUGAGGCUCCUGGGAUACAUUAUGGAGACGGACUACAGGGAGGCCCUGACCCCCAUCUGCAUCAGCCUCACCAACCUGGCACAGCGACAGAGCAAGGACGGGGAAGACCAGGCCGCCAACACCAGCAGCCUCGUACACCUGCCGGCUCCACAGAAGCUGCUGGCACGUCUGCUAGUGCUGAUGUCGUCCCCCUACAAGGGGGAGGGCCGAGGGAUCGCCAUGCUGAACCUCCUGUGGACCCUGAGACAGAACAUCGUACCCUCCAUGGCUGAGAUGUGGGAGAUUGAGAUCCCACAACUCGUGCAGUACCUGGAAGAACACACCGAGUUUACUUGGAACCAGAAGACCUGGGAGGACAAACUGAUUGAGUUUCUGAGAAUCUCCAUCAAGAAGACUCAGGGCUCCAACUGGAGCCUGCGUCUGAGCAAGGAGUUGAGCAGCCAGAUGGAGACCUUUGACAGUCCCUCUUUGGAGAAGGGCUUUCUGUACCGUGCCUUGGGCUUCACGCUGGCCAUGGGCCUGGAUGCUGACAAGGUGGAGGUGCUGCUGCUGGAGCUCUUGUACAAGACGGACUACAGCAAUGACUUUGACCAGGAGGGUGUGAUCCUGUGUUUUGGUCUGUGUGCCCGGGGCCAAGUGAAAACGGUGCUGAGUGUGCUGCAGGAGUUUGAGGAGCGGAUCCAGGAGUCGGAGCAAUCCUGGCAGAUCGGCGCUUGGCGGAAGGACCAUCCCUGGAGGCGGGAGUCUGUGAAGAGCGCCCUCAUGAUGGUGUACAGCUGCGUGGCCUUUUAUUGCCACCCACAGAUUCUCCUCACGCAUGUGGAGAGCCCCAUCAUGGCCAAGAUCCUCCACCACUACUCCAGCAGCUGCCAGGAUGUCUGCCUCAAGAUGGCCUUCAUGAAGAGUGUCAUACAGGUCACCUGUGCCAUCAAAAAAGUCAAGGACCUGGAGGACUUCCAGUUUUCCCAAAAGAUGUCGGUUACUAGCAUCAUAGCGGGCAUCAUCCAGGCAGAGCCCAGUGACAGCUUGGUUUCUCCCGUGAGAACGGUGGCCAUGGAUGCUUUCUUGCACUUGAGCAAAGUGAAGCCUUUCUAUUCCCUGGAGGAAAGCAUCGAGCUGAUGGACAUCAGUAUUCACUCUGUGAUUUCACUCCGGCCCCCAGGCGAGGACAAUGAGUCCAUCAAGAUCCUGCACACCAAUGCACUGGAUGCUCUGGAGAAGCUGAUUAAGGGUCUCAUGCAGAGGCAGCUGGACCCCAAGGGGCUGCAGGAGAUUGUACAUAUCCUGGAGAAGUGGGUCUUGUCAGAGAAGGAGUGGGAGCGGGAGAAGGCCGUGCACCUCCAUCUGCACUUCAUGCAGCUCUAUGUCCAGAGCACCGGGGUCUGUGUCCCCCUGAAACUGGGGCAGUUUGGCUCAAUGGUGGGGCUUGUGGCCCCCUCCACCUGUGACCCCCACCAGAACACCCGCCUGAUGGCCACUGACAUCCUGGUCAGCCUGCUAGAGCUUCACGCAAGCCAGACCUGCUCCCCCUGGGGCCCAUCCAAAGAACUGGAGCUGGAGGAGUGUAAGAAGGAUCUCCAGGGCUCAGACAUGGACAAGAUCCUCUGUGCUUCCAGCAGGCUGGCCAAGGUGACGUGCACAGAGUUCAACUGUGACGAGGUGGUGUCGCUCAUCCAGAAGCUCUGUGAGAACAUCGGGGCGCUGAGCCCCCAGCACGACGAGGCGUCUGUCACCUGGAUUCGCACCUUCCUCCAGAUGCGCAUCAAGGAGCUGGAGGACAAGGUGGCCGAGAUCCUGGGUGCCAUCCUGGUGCACCUGCCCGGGGUGGACCAGCCCGAGGUGCGGCGCCUGCUCAUCGAGGGCAUCCUGCUGCUGGCGCACCACCACCAGGAGACGGUGCUCACGGCCCUGCUGAGGCAGCCCCUGCCCAUGGAGAGCCACCUGAUGGAGGUGUGGCUGGCGGUGGCGGAGAACAUGUCCUUCGCUCACACCAUGCUCUGGGGGCUGCUGGGCCGCCUGCAAUCCCGCUUCACCCCCCGCGCCCACGCCACCUCCAAGGCCGACGUUUGGCGCUUGGCCGCCGUGGACCCCCUCAUGACGCUGUGCACGGUGCACCUGCUGGUGGAGAGGAUGGAGCAGGAGGACUCGCUCCCGGACCUGUUCGCUGACCUGCUCUACACGCUCGUGCUGCAGCUCGGCAGCAGCCAGGGGCUGGAGGCUGGGUCGCCGGUGCUGAAGACCUGGAGGCUGGUCCACGCCCGGGCACUGCCCCUGGAGAUGACCCUGCAGAGGGUCACCAUCAAGUCCUUACAGCUGCUGUUCAAGAGACUGCACCACCCUCAGCUGGAGCAGAGCCUGGAGGAGCAGGAUGUGUGGCCGCUCCUGGAGAGCAGCGCCACCUUCCUGCAGGGAGUGGAACUGCUGGCCAGGCUAUGCAUAGGGAACGUGGAGGGCUGCCGGCUGAGGCUGUCGGAGCUGGUGCUCAGGGGCUUGAACUCGGACAUUCUGAGCUGCCGGGUCAGCAGCACCGCCAUCUGCGUGGAGUUGAUGAGCACCCCAGUUCUGUACCAGGAGAAGCUGCUGAGGCCGGCGGUGCUGAUGCUGGAGAAAGGCGCGGAGCAGGGGGAUGAGGCCCUCUGGGUGCUUUCCCUGCGUGCCCUGGGUAACAUGGCCCUCGGCACCCCCAAAAAGGUACGGCAAUACCGGAAGCUGCUGCUGCAGAGGUGUGUGGGCUCCCUGCAGGUGCAGGGCAGCAUAACAGUACCCUCCGAGGGCAUGGAGGCCCUGAGCAAGAUCCUGGUGGAGCUGCGGGAGGGAGAUGUGGGGGGCUUCUUCAACACCAUCUCCCAGCAGUGCCGCACCUUCUUCAAUAGCGAGAGCGAGCUGCUACGCCUGAAGGCCUUUGUCCUGUUUGGGAAGCUGGCCACGGUGGUGUGGGUUUCCAAGAAGUGGUUCUUCAAGGGGGAGGUGAAGAAAGCCUGGAUCCCCCUCAUGCUGCACUGCCAGGACCCCUGCUCCCAGGCAGCCCAGGCCUGCAUGGCGACCAUGUUCCGGUGUGUGCCCUUCUGGGGCUGGAAGGCCCUGGAGGGGUCCCUGGGCCAAAGAGACUGCCAGGAGGUUGAGGCAGUGGGCAUCUUCCAGACCACACUGUGCUCCAUGCUGAUGCAGAAAAAGCCGGCUAUUCUCUACCGCUUCCUGCUGGAGACAAUGACCUAUGUGAAGAGCAGCCUGUCGAGGAUCAGAGUGGCCGCGUGCGACCUGGCAGGGAUUAUGAUGAAGCAGUUGUCAGCCCACUACCUGAAAAGGUUGGAUUUCCCGGCCUUCCGCAGCUCGCUCCAGGAGCUCCAGCUGGACUCGGACCCAGGGGUCCGCAAGGCGGCCCUGGAGACCCUCAGAAUCCUGGACAGCUGCAGCCAGCACUCGGCUCCUCCCGGUGAAAAUUCUUAGGUGCUCCCCCGCCACUCCAGUCACCCACUCACACUGCCUCCCCUCCCCGGAGCACCAAGCCCAAGCCCAGCACUCUGAGUUUAGUUUGUAAAAGAAGUAUCACCCUGCAGCCAUCGCUAAGUGGCCCUUCCUUUCUCCCUCCUCCUUCCUCUGGUUGAAAUAAACCACCCUUCCUUGA